CCUGCGCAAAGUAACUUGGCAUUCAAACUUUGACGGCAGUGUUGCCUCAAUUUUCAAUUCAAAUAUCUUAUAUUUUUCUCCCUCUUUCAAAAGUUGGUGUUUUCGCUACAUAAUUUUAUCAGUUCGAUCGAAUGAUUUGUUUUGUAUUUUCGUGAACGCUUCAGUUGGCCUAACGUUUCAAUCGGACAUCGCCAUUAUUAGUACAAGUUUGAAUGCUUCGUUAUUUAUCGAACAUUUUUGCAUAAAAUUCACCAACAUCGCCACACGUUGGAUCAAACCGAGCUAAAAUAUGAGUUCGAACGAAGGAUUUUACGCUGUCGAGAAAAUCGUCGCUCAAAGGAAGCAAAAAGGUAAAACGCAGUAUCUCGUUAAAUGGGAAGGCUACGACGAUAAAGACAAUUCGUGGGUUCCGGCAAAAGAUUGUACAGAAACGUUGAUCGAAGAGUUUGAACAAACGAAUAAAGCAGCGACGCCGAGACGCAGUAAGUCAAUUACCAAGAAAAGACAAUCUAAAAGUGCUACUAAACGAAAAGCAUCGAGCACGACUCGUGAAGAAACCGAUACCGAUAGAACUGCGCAAAAUUCGUCUGUAAAUUUAAGCCAAGACGAAUCUCAAGUCGACGAGACUGAACCGAAGCAAGAUUCAGAUAAAAGUAAAGCGGACGAACAACAUCCUCCAGAUGAAGAUACCGAUGCCAAUGCAACUGCAGCAAAUUCGUCUGUAAAUUUAAGCCGCAUCGACUCCGAGGACGAAAUUGUACCGAAAAAAAGUAAACCGGACGAAACACAUCCAACUGAUGAAUCUUCUCGUACGAAUCACGAAGAACCGCUCUAUGUUGCUCGUAAAAGAGUCCCUUAUACAACUGAUGAGUUAUGGUCACCAGAUGUGAGUCAAGAUGAUUUGGACCCUAAUGAUGAUAGCGGUUCAUCUAGUGAUUGUGAUACGGUAGACGAUUUAAUAGCACAAAAACAUCCUGAAAAGGAUCUCGAAAUAAUCGGCGCGGCACCUCUAGCUAACGAACUUGGGUUGAAGCUUUGGGUUAAACUUAAGAAAAGCGGCAAAACAUUUUGGUUCGAUUCUAAAAAAUUUGGCGCUGCGUGGCCGCAGGUGUAUAUUGAUUAUUUAGAGAGACACAAGAAGUUGAAUCCAGCUCCAGAUGAGCUAUCGGUGAAAAAUCUGAAAAAAGUGUCACUCGGAUAAAGUUAAAAUAGGUACGUCGGCAUUUAUCGAGAAUUACGCCAGAAUCGUUUUCUAUUGUUGGUUCGAUUGUGAUAUGAAUAUUUUGUUGCAAUGCUGUCCUUUUAUCUACUAUCGUAUGUUAUGGUAUUGAAUUUUAAUGGUCGAAUAUCAAUAUUAAGUAUGUAUUUCGUUAUUUUUACUUCUAGAUAGGCAGGUAGUCGAUAAUACUUAUGAAUUUUAUGAUCAACAUUUUAAUUUUUCAUUGUGUUUAUAGUUUAAGAUGUUACUACUCGUUUAGUUGCUGAAAUGCUAAAUCAAUUUUGACAUUAAGUUUACGAUGAAAAGUUGUCUACGUUUCACGUUUCGAUUGGAUUGUUACUUGUCGAAUUCAUAAACCAAGUUUUUCAUUUGUUGAGUGAUUAACGUUAUUUUUUAAUCAAACGUUUGUAUUGAUAACAAUGUUCAAAAUUUAUAAUGGCAUUAUUUUUUUCACUUGUAAUAUCAGUUUGAAUUUUAAUUUGUUAACUAACGAUAUAUUUCUAUACCCAAUUAUACCAAAAUAAAGACAUUAGCAAAACUUUU
Molecule: messenger RNA, 1762 nt
Organism: Planococcus citri (citrus mealybug)
Lineage: Eukaryota; Metazoa; Arthropoda; Insecta; Hemiptera; Pseudococcidae
Product: chromo domain-containing protein cec-1-like
Exons: 2
Coding region: 290-1201 (303 amino acids)
Source: RefSeq, a predicted model, not a curated record